Closterium sp. Naga37s-1 is the source of this 179-nucleotide messenger RNA. Lineage: Eukaryota; Viridiplantae; Streptophyta; Zygnematophyceae; Desmidiales; Closteriaceae. The record is from the annotation of a GenBank genome assembly.
AUGGGCGGCAGUAUCAUAGUGGCGGAGGUGGCCAAGCAGGGGCGGGCAGAGGCCAGGAAGGAGGAGGCGCACAGAAGAGAGGUGCAGGAAGCAACGACCCGUUAUCGGUACCUACAGCAGGAGAUGUUGCAAGCGAGGGAGAGACUGGUGCAAGCGCAGCACUCCCUUGGUGUGGAUGA